Molecule: messenger RNA, 2394 nt
Organism: Saprolegnia diclina VS20
Lineage: Eukaryota; Oomycota; Saprolegniomycetes; Saprolegniales; Saprolegniaceae
Exons: 10
Coding region: 16-2343 (775 amino acids)
Biological process (GO): cilium assembly
Cellular component (GO): centriolar satellite
Source: RefSeq, a predicted model, not a curated record
AAGAUUUCGAAGCUCAUGGCAUCCGCAGCACCCAAGGCCCCGUCGAUGAACCUCGACGACCUCGACGACGACGACGAUAACGAUGGCCACAGCAGCAGCGCCAGUGAGAAGGUCCGCCGACUGGCCUCGCAGCUCGGGCUGCGGCGCAACGCGACGUCGAGCUCGACCAGCGACGGCCACCGCAGCGACGACAGCAGCUCGCUCUCGCUGCCGCACUCGUUCGACAACACGCCCAUGUCGACGCCUGCCGCGUCGCCCGCGCCGCCUCGGAACGUCGCCCAGUCGUUUGACCUAGCACUGCGCACGGCGCUACCUACGAAACUACCGCCACGGUCCGGUGUGCCCCACCGCACGGACGAGACCAUGCGUCGGUUCUACGAGAUCCAAGUCGACAAGGUCCGCGGCCAGCUCGCAAUCGCGCUCGAAGAGAAGAAGCAGGCACAGGCCGCGCUGAGCACCGAGCGACGGUCCUUCCAAGAGUCGAUAGCGUCGCUCCAAGUGCGGUAUCGCAACGAAGCGAGCCAGCUCCAGACCGAAAAGACGGCUCUGGAGACACAGCUUCGCAUCUUCGAGCACCGACUCAAGGCUGAGAAAGCGCAGUUUUUCGAUCUGCGCAUUCCCGAGCCACUGGCAAAGCAGCUCCAGCGCCAGAGUCAUGACGCUCUCACGCUCGUCGAGUUCGUUCAAAUGAAAGCAUUCGAGCUCGUAGAGCCCGAGAAGGCGGCCACCGAGGCUGCGAAUCGCCAAGUCGCGUCGCUGACGCAGGCCAACGCGACCCUCGAAGCCAAGGCGAGUGAAUACCAGACCGACCAGCGAAAAUGGCAGCGCAAGUGCGACGUCACACAGCACGAACUUGAGCUGUCCGAGACGACGCGGGCUGAGCUUGAGCGGCAAGUCAAGCAGCUCCACGCCAACGUCCAGGAGCUCAACGCGCUGCGCGCGACAGCGACGCCUGCGCCAAUCGUGCCCGAUGCUGUUGCGUCCCAGCUUCGCGAGCUCGAGGCGCAGCUCGCGCUUGCCGUACAGGCGCGCGACGCGAGCAAGAUGGAAAGAGAGCAGAUGGAGCAAAAGCUGUCGCUUGUGCUCGUGGACAAGGACUACCUCGCCAAAGACAAUGCGCGCCACGAGGUCAAGAUUGCGCAGCUCCGGGACGAGCUGCAAAGCGCGCAGGCCAGCGUGCGCCGCCUCGAGCUCUCGAAAGAGACGUUUCUACAGCAAGUCAACGACGCCCGGGAAGAAAGCAAGACCUUGUUCGAGCACCGCAUGCACGUGGAAUUGACCAAGCUCCAAGACGUGGCCAAGAAAGAAAUGGACGCUUUGCGGGACAGUGGCAAGACGCUCUUUGAGCGCGAGAACCGCAUGCUGCGCGACGCCCGCCAGGACGCCCAGCAGCAGCUGGAACAUGCAAACAAGCGCUUUGCCGACCUCCAGCGCGCGUACGAAGACAAGGUGCUCGAACUCACGCGCCUCGACGCGCAGUUUACGACCAGCGUCGCCCAAGUGCGCAACGAACUCAAGAUCAAGCAUUUCGAGCUGACGCAAUUGAGCCGCAACUACGAAGAGAAAUCGCAGCACCUCCAGCUCGCGCACUUGGAAAUCGACAUGCUCAAGCAAAAGGUGGACGUCCACAAGGCGGAAUUUCAAAAGCUCGAGACGCAGUCGGCCAAUGAGCUGGCGCAACUGCGACUCGACGUGGCAAGCUACCGCGACAAGCUCCACGCGUACGAAACGUUGGAGGUCGACAUGGACCACGCGAUUCUCCAAGCCGGUGCGCUUCCCGAACCCACGGAUGAUGCGACUGCGUCGACGUUUGCGAUGAUCCCGACAGCCCCCAAACGCCGGUUUCAACAAAGCGUGCAGCUGGCUCAGAAAGUCGUCCAGUGCGAACAGACAAUCCAGCGCAUGAAGAGCGAGUACGCCUCACUGCACAGCGCGCGCGACCAGCUUGUCCGCGAGCUCGAAUCUGCGCAGCGGCAGCUGGCCCACAUGCACCAGCCACAGGAAUACCUCAUCGAAAAGCUCAAAGGCCUUCAAGACGAGGUCCUGGCGCGGCAAACUCAGGUCGCGCAGUUGCAAGCGGCGCUGCAGCAACAACAAGCCGACGCCAACGACCUCCUCCACGCCAAGCUCUCACUGCAGUCGCAGCUGCAGCAACUGCUCAGCCGCCGUCACGAGCUCGACACCUUAAAGGACAUGGUCCUCCACACCCAGCACAAGCUCGCACGUGCAGCCGCCCCCGUUGAUGCAACGUCCCCGCCCAAGACAACGACCGAGCCAACGACCGCUACGAUGGCGCCAAAGUGGUAUCAGAAGCUGCGCAGUGCACCGGCGGCGUCACCGUAAGACGUACUAGUUGAUAACAGACAAAUAUGUACACAACUGUCGCAUUCAUAA